CCUCCUUCCAAAAUAACUCGUGACCGUUCAAUGCUUAAUUUUUAUAUCUAGCUAGCUAGAGCUACUGCACUCAUGGAGAGAGAACUCCCCCGAAUAUAAUUUUUUUUAAGAGACUCAUUUAGCGCAAUUAUGGAGACAUUUUCAUAUUGAGACUCGCUCUAGGACAACGAAACAUGUGGAGAGUACAAGGGUUUGUUGGAAGAGUUUUUAGCCGGUGCCAUGGCAAUGCCCCCCUGCGCCUGUCUCAGAAUCAUCACGUGGAGGAUGAGGUCAUCAACACCUCCACUUUCCUCGGCCGUCACUCCCCCGACAGCAGCUCUCAGAAAGGGGAGGAUGGAGACAAGAGAUGGAAGAAGAGGACCUCUCAGUUCUGCUACUCUGGGCUCCCGCGCUACACUGCUCUGGAUGCUGUGGGCUGGGGGGCAGCUGCGGUUCUGUUGAUCCAGAUCUGUAAGAAGGUCCACUCUCAGUUCUCCUCUGGGGCCGAACUCAACCCCAACACAGGAUGCCUGGCCAUACAGGGUACCCUGCAGAAAUUUGACUACCGCGUCCUACUGGAGAUACGUGAGUUAUGCCACAACCACUAUAACCUCAAGCAAUUCAUCCAUGAACUGCCAAACACAGGCCAGGAACACAGCAGCAGCAGCAGUAGUAACAGCUUCAGUAGCCCUGGCCAGCUCCAUGGAGAUGUGAUCGCUGACGGUUUCCUCUCUGACCAUCACGACUCCUCUGGAAGAGAGGAGACAUCCUUCUCAAAGUCCUCCCAUCCUGAAGACAAACACAGAGCCAGAAAGAGAGAACAGCCUCCGCAGCAGAAUGAGCAGGAUGCCCUAGCGGGGGCAGCCCAGAACCUCCAACAGGUGGCCGACUCCAGUGUUCCUGUAGUCCUCAACAUCAUUGGUCUGGAGAGUGCUCAGACUGGGGACUAUGAUGCAGCCUUCUCCUGUUUCCUGGCCUCAGCCAAACGGGGUUACUGCAAGGCCCAGUUCAACACUGGAGUCUGCUACGAGAAAGGCAGGGGCGUAAGCAAAGACUUGGAGAAGGCUCUUCACUUCUACGGCCAGGCAGCGUCUGGGGGUCACAGUCAGGCUCAGUACCGCUGUGCCAAACUCCUCCUCAGCAGCAGAGGGCAGCAGAGCACACGGCAGGACCUGGACACAGCCAUCAGCCUGCUGCAACAAGCUGCCUCAGCUGGACUGAGAGAGGCCCAAGUGUAUCUGGGUUCCCUGUUCUCACAGGAGCCAGUCAGAGACGGCCGUAAGUCGGUGCACUACCUGAAGAUGGCAGCAGAGAGCGGAGACAGUGAGGCCCUGCUGUUCCUGGGCCAGUGUUAUGAGAGUGGGUUCGGGGUGCCUCAGUGUUUCAGAACAGCAGUAGGGUUCUAUCAGCGGGCUGCCCAGGCAGGAAACAGCCAGGCCAAGACCUUACUGACGCCCCCGUAUGGAGUGGAGGAAGAAGCCGUCCUGCGCUCUAUCCGUUCUUCUCCGUGUUUCUCCGUAGUGGACCAUCUGCGGAAACCGCUCUCCACCCUCGCCUCCCCUGUCCCUCCCUCCAGUCGCCCCACCCUUCCCCUCCCACACUCCUGGAGCACAGGGAGCAUGGGUCCCCCUCCCACCCUGUCCUUCCUCCCCCUCCCCCUCCACCCCCCCAGCUCUGAAGGGAACGCCGUGAGGUGGACUAUAGGAGUGGGAUAGUUAGCGCCCACAAUCAUGACUUACGAAUGUAGUUCUGAUUGGAUAAGGAUGAAAAGGAUAGCGUGGUCAUAUGUUUAAACACUUGGUUGUGUCUCACUAAGGUUACUGCCUCACUAUCAGCACUUAUAACUGGAUUUGUGUGUGUAUGUGUUUGACUGUAAGUCAAUGUGUUGAGGAAUGUGUGUGUAAGUAUGGGAGAUGGCAAUACAUGUCUGAAAGACAUGCAUGUCAAAUAUGUGGUAUGGCUUUACCUGUUGGCCUUUCCUGAAAAAUACCUUUUAGUAGUAAUUUUCCAACGUAAUGCUCUCAUGGCACAUUCUUGGGCAGUUGUUGCACAAUAAACUGCCCUAUGGGAAGAAAGAU
This is a messenger RNA of Coregonus clupeaformis (lake whitefish), 2057 nucleotides long. RefSeq names its product DAP3-binding cell death enhancer 1-like. The transcript is spliced from 11 exons. Gene Ontology annotation, molecular function: protein binding. NCBI's taxonomy places the organism in Eukaryota, Metazoa, Chordata, Actinopteri, Salmoniformes, Salmonidae. The record is from RefSeq and is a predicted model, not a curated record. Bases 174 to 1694 code for a protein of 506 amino acids.